GCAGGCGUGGCAAUGGCAGAUUCUGCACGGUAGAGUUCAUGGCAAGUAUUUGUCUAAUAUAAGCCAAGCAAGACAAACAGGCUUCAGAGUGAAGACUGGAACGACUGGAGGGAGGUGCAUAGCUGCAGCUCAAAGAAAAUGAAUGGCACACUGGAUCACCCAGACCAACCUGAUCUAGAUGCUAUCAAAAUGUUUGUGGGUCAAGUCCCACGGAGCUGGUGUGAGAAGGAUCUAAGAGAACUUUUUGAACAGUAUGGUGCUGUCUAUGAAAUCAAUGUCUUGCGGGACAGGAGCCAAAACCCUCCUCAAAGCAAAGGGUGCUGUUUUGUUACAUUUUAUACCCGUAAAGCUGCACUAGAAGCACAGAAUGCUCUUCACAACAUGAAGAUCCUCCCAGGGAUGCACCAUCCUAUCCAGAUGAAACCAGCUGAUAGUGAAAAGAGUAAUGCAGUAGAAGAUAGGAAGUUGUUUAUUGGAAUGAUAUCCAAGAAGUGCAAUGAAAACGAUAUUCGAGUGAUGUUCUCCCCCUUUGGGCAGAUUGAAGAAUGCAGGAUAUUACGGGGCCCGGAUGGCCUGAGCCGAGGUUGUGCAUUUGUGACUUUUACAACAAGAGCCAUGGCACAAACAGCAAUCAAAGCAAUGCACCAAGCACAAACCAUGGAGGGUUGCUCUUCUCCCAUUGUUGUAAAAUUUGCAGACACGCAGAAGGACAAAGAGCAGAAACGAAUUGCUCAGCAACUUCAGCAACAAAUGCAACAGAUCAGUGCUGCCUCAAUAUGGGGAAACCUGGCUGGUCUCAACACACUUGGACCCCAGUACUUAGCACUUUAUUUGCAGCUCCUUCAGCAGACAGCAGCUGCUUCAUCUGGGAACCUGAACACACUGAGCAGCCUCCACCCGAUGGGAGGACUGAAUGCGAUGCAGUUACAGAACCUGGCAGCGUUGGCAGCUGCAGCCAGUGCAGCUCAGAACACACCAAGUGGCACCGCUGCUCUCACCUCCUCCAGCAGCCCCCUGAGUGUGCUCACCAGCUCAGCAGGUUCCUCACCUAGUUCCAGUAGCAGCUCCUCUGUUAAUCCAAUGGCUUCUCUUGGAGCACUGCAGACGCUGGCAGGUGCUACAGCUGGCCUCAACGUUAGCUCUUUAGCAGGAAUGGCAGCCUUAAAUGGAGGACUUGGCAGUGGUGGUCUCUCAAAUGGGACAGGUAGCACAAUGGAAGCCCUCACACAAGCUUAUUCUGGAAUCCAGCAAUAUGCUGCUGCUGCACUGCCCACACUCUAUAACCAGAGUCUGUUAACACAGCAGAGUAUUGGUGCAGCAGGAAGUCAAAAAGAAGGUCCAGAGGGAGCCAAUCUGUUUAUCUACCAUCUUCCCCAAGAGUUUGGGGAUCAAGAUCUGCUGCAGAUGUUCAUGCCAUUUGGAAAUGUCGUCUCUGCCAAGGUUUUCAUUGACAAGCAGACCAAUUUAAGCAAGUGUUUUGGUUUUGUAAGUUACGACAAUCCUGUCUCUGCGCAGGCUGCCAUUCAGUCAAUGAACGGCUUCCAGAUCGGCAUGAAGCGGCUGAAAGUACAGCUCAAGCGCUCCAAGAACGACAGCAAGCCAUACUGAGCACCCCUCCCCUCCGGGACUGGAGUGAGAAGGAUCUUCUGGUAAGUUGGAGAGGAGCGCACUUAGUGAUUCGAAGCCCUAAGGCUGUGUUUUUACAGUCCUGGAAGCUGAUCCAUGCGUUCUAUCUGGCACAUCUUCCCUUGAAGACUCUGCUGCAGCCUCUGCUGAGAAUCCCGCUUCGGAUGGAGGACAAGUUUGUGCUUUUGUUUCCAGUGUUUUACUUUGGAGUUUAGGUGCCAUAUCGCUGAGGUUUUUUUUGUUUAGUUUUGGUUUUUUUUUUCUCCCUUAUUUGAAGUUUGCUGUGUUUGUAACCAGUGUGUGUUGAGAAGGACCAAUGCCAGCUCCUUGGGGGUGGGGAGAGAAGGUUAAAGGGAGCAGCAGAAACUGACACCACACUGCCUUGGGGUAGAGAGGAGAAGGGAAAGCAGAAAUAACACAGAACAGCUGAUGAAAACAAAGAUGGUCAAGGAGAACAGAGUCCUGGGUGAGAAAGAACCAACCCCAUGUAGCCUUUGUCAUACCCCAUCUGCUCUUUGAAAUUUCCUUAACUGUAUGCCACAGUGGGGAUUUAUUAAAUCAUCUCUAAAGCAGGAGACAGGCUAAAAGGGUGAACACAUUAACAAGCCAAAGGAAAACUGCAGUGAUUUUUUUUUUUUUUUGCUGUAUAUAAACUAGUGUUUAUAUAGCAGUGUGAAUGUACACAGCACUUUAUAAAACUAUUAUAUAAUGUCUCUGCCCAGAAAAUUUUACUCUGUCUACAGUGGAAUAUUAAUGAGAUGCAGUGAAUUUCUCCAUGUAUAAGAAAAAUUAACCUAUGUACUUCAUCUAGGUUUUGUGGAAAGAUAGAGGCAGCUAAGUCUGGAUGAAUACAUCUGUGUCUGGAAACAAGAAACUUUAGAUCCCUGGUAACAUGCAGAAAUUUUUGACAAUUUUUUCUUCGUAACAGUUGAUCACUGUCCCCAUUUCUGUGGAAUAAUGUCCUUUAUUUGCAGAGAUUGCUAUGAAUUCCUUUUCAUAAGAACAAUGUAAGUGCUGAUUGUUUAUUGAAAUUAUAAUUUCCUGUUUUGUUGGGGUUUUUUGUUGGUUUUUUUUAAUGAACAAAACUCAUGCAGUGACUUGGUCUAGUAAAUAGGUGUAUCUCUCUACUGCAGUUUUCCUUUAAGGUGGUGUGUACCAGUGCAAAACAGGCCAAACCAGGAGCUGCGGAACCAGAGUAUUGAGCCAUUCAGUCUUUUAAUGCCUUUUGGUACAAGCUGUUAUUUUUUAUAUUGAAGGAAGAUUGAACACACCCCUUAACUGAGCACACACUUUUUCUGCACACCAGUGAAAUUGCUAGUGCAUUGCUAAGGGCCUUUGAUAUUCACUGGUUUUAGGGGGCUCAAAGGACUUUUGACACUCUGGCCUGAGCUGUUUCAAGAAAUCAGUGUAGAGUUCCAUUUUAUAACCACCAAAAUCCACCUCUGUCACAAGAGGAAGUUUACAAUUUCUGUGUCUUUAACAGAAGUUUGAUUUACCUCAUAGUAUCUCCUUUUCCUUGUUUUCUUUGUAUUCCUGGGUUGUAAGGCUGUUUCCCAGGGCUCCAACUAACACUGCAGUCUGGGAGCCAGCUGCUAAAUGAUGUGUGUGGGUCAGAUGUGGGGUCAGGACUUUGUGUUCUGCUCCAGCAGGAGGAGCACUAAACCCAUCAAACCUGAGAUCUCGGUCAGAGUCCCCACUUGUGUGUGGUGAUCUGUUGGGAAUGUUGGGCAUUUCCAGGGACUGGGCCCCCUGGGAUUUCAAACCUCAGAAUUACAAGGCCUGAUAUGUAACAUCCCAAGGGGAGCCCUUUCCAGUUCUUAGAUUGAAAAUAAAACAGUGGAUGUCAGUCUGUCCAUAUUGAUGGCAGACAGGUAAAUCUGUCAGUAUUAUUUAAAUAAUUUUGUGGUGGCAAAGUUUCAAAGGCCAGAUUGCCAAAUUUCCCAGUUAUGCUGGCAUGUGGUACCCUUCUAUGUUAAUUAUUUGAAUCUCUCUAGAGACGUAAACAUACACUGAAGUGAACCAUGUACACUUGAAUUCUGCACCAUAGGAAAGAUGUGUCCUGGUUUUCUGAGAAAAGAGUGUUGGAGUGUGAAGGCCUCCAGGGUGAUGAUGGGAUUUUUUUUUUUAUAUAUAUAUAUAUAUAAAUUAUAUACUUUUCAAAAAAAAGGAAAAAAGAAAAAAAAACAUAAAAAAACGUAGUUGGGAGCAACUGCUCCAAGUGUAACCUGCUGUAACCAAGAAUGUUGUUUCUAUUUUUAUAGAAGUUUUAUACCGCUCCGGGGUGGAGAAUAUUUAUUACCUAAAUUAUUUCACUGGAAAAAAAGGCCAGGGUUUUGUAGAAUCCUGAAUGUGAUUGUUUUACACACAUAAUGAUGUGCAUGAUUGACACUACUGAUUUUCAGUGGCCUGUUUGCAGCCCAACAACUGCUAAACAAGGAAGAUGAAUGCUGUGAACCAGUGGAGGAGAGCACUGUGCUCUGGGGUCUCUACAGUCACUCUUACCUUCUUUGCACCCUACCCCACUGUUACUAUCCAAGAUCUUUGUCCUGUUUUUCUUUUAACCUGAUGCUCUGGCCUCUUUAUUAGUCAUUUCAAUUGCCCAAAAUUAGAUAUUUUAGCUUCUUCAUCCUAUAGUGUGUCCUCAAUACUGUAACUUACAGAUCAAGCUUGGCAUUGUUGCAAAUAGGUGUGACUCCUAUUAACUUUAGGAGAUUGUCCAGUUUACACUGUGGCUUAGUUUGAUCAGUGACUCCUCCCAGACAUAAUUACCUUAAGACACCUAACUUGGGCUAGUUCUUGUGCCUUACUGGCGUAACUAUAAGUAUUGCCAAAAAGAAAAAGAAAAUAAAUCUAUGCAGGUUAAAUUUUAAAAGAUGUGAUCCUCAGAUGGUUUGAAUCAAUGCAGUUCAGCUCUCUGAAUGCAGUAGAGCUGCAUCAGUUUUCACCAGCUGAAGAUGUUGCCCUUUUUGUGUAUUUGUUUCAGAUUUCCCUUUCUUGGUGUAUCAAUGUGUAUGUUGCCAAAGUUAAUAAAUGUAUCAAGUUUGUGACUUGGGCAGAUUUUUUUUCUGAUAACAAAACUGAACAGAUAAAGUCAACAUUUCUGUGUCUGAUUUGUGGCUGCCACUGAUUGUGGGGAUUUAGGCUGCUCUUGCCUUUCCGUCUUAAGCCAGUUUUCUUCCUCAGUUACUGGCAGGAAAGUCUGGGAUUCUGGGGACUUGGGACUUUAAAAUUUUUAGUUCGUAUCAUGCUCUCAUUCAAGUGCAAAUCAAAUCAGUGUAAAAUGCUCUUAUUUCCUGGAUAGUAAUAUAAGAGUUGGGGGAGUUCAAAUAAACUGCAGAAGGUUGGCUAAAGCAACCACAUGAGCAAAGUAUGCUGUAUGCUUAAAACCAAAGAACCUGAUUUUCUACAAGAAAACUAAAAGAAUUUCUGAUUAAAUAGAAUUCCUUAUUUACAUGUGCCACCAGGAAAUACUUAAAAUAUUUUCAGUUUACAAAGUGGAAAUGUUCUACUUCAUAGAUUUAUUCUUUUUCUCAGGAGAUAUUUAAUUUUACUGCAGUAAUAAGGUGAAAGAAUUAUGAACUUUGUCUGAUACUGCUUAAUGUCAAUACUAUAGUAAAUGAAAUAGUUUCUUCAGUCCCCUAGAUAAUCAACAGUCCAAAACAGGAUAGCUCUUUGUAAUUUAGCUCUUUUUUGAUACAAAGCUGGCAUUAUUUAAAAAUUCCAGCUCAGAAAAAUCUCACUGGCAAGUGCAUCUACCAGGAAAAAGCUUUUCACUUGAAUACUGCAAGUCACAUAUUAUGGUAAUUCUGUCAUGCAAGCUGAAUCUAACUGGACUGGUAAUGGCUGUGGAUUAGGGAAGAACAACAAAGCAGAAUGAAGUUGUUGCUAUUUUAUUUGGAAAUUCCUAAAAACAACCUGGAUAAAUCAAAUUGCAAAUGAAGGGUGCAACUAUGAACAGGUAAAAUGCUUUGAAAGCUUCUUGUUGCAGACAUUUAAACCUAAAGAGGAUUGAUAUUCCUAAUAUACCUGCCACAAAAUAUAAAACACAGAAAGCAGAAUUGUCACUAUUGUGAGAAUAAAACAAGGACAAACUGGAAUAACUUUCUCCAAGUCAUCAAGACCUUGUCCAGCAUCUCAUGGUUCUGUUUUUAUAGGCCAGUCUUUCCACAGGUCUUUGAUAAAACUCAGUCUUCGCCCUCAACAUAGCUGAGUGAAAUAUUUGAAAAAUCCGUAUCAAGAAAAUCCCCAGACAAAUCACACAGAGGAUUUCAGUGGUGCAUGCUAAGAUGUCACUUGACUUCAUGCCUCAGUUCAUGAUGAAUUUGCUUUUCUGGUUUAAGAGUGAAAUCUUGCAUCUAUCUUCAAAUUAUCUAGAGUAUUUCCUGAAAUAUAGAAAUAAGUGCAAGAGUUACACUGUAUUCUGUUUGCUGGAGUUAGUUUUUUAAACUCAGUUUAAAGUCCUUUCCCUUUAUUGGAAAACAUGAAAAGCAAAUUAAUCUCAGCAGUUCUAAUAAGAGGAGUGUUGCUGAUUUAGUAGACAAUGUGUUUCUCGUUGCUUUGGAAUGAGAAUGCAACACUUGCUAUUUUCAAAUUAUGUUAGAUAAUAUGUAAAUCUCACCUUGUUCUAGUCUGUAACCAGAAGCUUUGAAAUGUGCUGAAGAUUAAGGCCACAAAAGGAGCUAAAGGGGAGUUGAGGGUGUGGGGAGGCAGGAUAAGAAAACAAGCCGCUUCCUCCCUCUUCUGCCUCCCACUCUCAGCCCAAAAUGUUCCUUGUCUCUUGCAGUUCACAAGCUGAAGGGAGGGAACAGAAGUAUUUAUGUCACUUAAUAUAAGAAUUAUUUUUUUAUAAACGCUUCAAGAAAAUUUCAGGAAACACAUUUUUUUCUGCUCAUCAAACUGGCAACAGUGACUGUAGAGUGACUUCUCAGAGCCCAGAAUCUCCUCCUCAUGAAGCCAGGGAGCUGAAGGCUGUUACAUAAAAGGUUGGGAAUGGAAAAUCCCUGUGCAGGUCUAAUGGUAUGACAAGUGCUCAGCUAGGACAAGUCUUAACUUGCAGUCAAGUCUUAAGGAAUUCUUCUCUGAUGUGUGGGCUUUUUGUCUUGCAUAAUCUUUUUUUUUCCCCCCCUUUUCCCAGUCACCCACCCCCAGUUACAUAGGCUCCUAGGGAACGAGAAGAGACUGUAGCUAAAGGAAAGAACAUGGAUUUGCUGGGCUGCUACUGCCUAUGAACUUCCCAUGUUAGAGUGCAAGAAAAGUCUCAAAUGUCAAACCACCUGUGAAUCCCUUGUGUCCUCUGUCUUGUCUCUCAUGGUCUCAGUCGCUAUGGGCAAAUGUUUGCCCUGGAGUCGUAUUUUUGGAAUUGGUCUCCUGGGGAGGGAGUUUACUCUGUUCUAAAUGGAGGUAGUAGACACACUGGGCAUGGGGCAAGGUGAAUGGAUGCUAACCAGUGUUAGCAAUGCUCCACAGACUGGGUGCUGAGAGGGAAAUCCAGGCCUCUGCUUCCAUUUGGUUUCUGGCAGUUUGAUGUUUACUUGGUGUCCUUCAUGUACUUCAACUUUUACUUGUCCAUCGUUGGCAUGUGCUGCCCUUCCCUGUCAACUCCCUUCCCCAGGAGAUCUCAUUGUACAGUGCCCAUUCAUGUUCUCUCUCUCCGUGUUUGGAUGUACUGCUCUGUGUAACUCAGUGGGUCUCCCUCUUUCUGGUUUGUUUUUUUUUCUAGAUUCCUGCCGUUUGUUCAUCGUUGUGCCUAAAGCAUGUCGAUGUGGCGUUCAAGUACAUCGUCCAAAUCCUUGUCUCUUCAGCUUCUCUGAUGCUUGAACUCUCACCUUUGACCUUGUGUUGACUUUUGAUGCUGAUGUGUAUUUUUAUUAUGUUUGUUUCUUUUCUUUUUUUUUCUUUUUUUUUUUUUUNUUUUUUUUUUUUUUUUUUUUUUUUUUUUUUUUUUUUUUUUUUUUUUUUUGUGCUGCCAAAAUGGUUUUGCUAGAAAGACUGCUGAAGGGGAAUAUUUAAACUUGCAUUUGAAUAUAAAAGAAUUUCUAUUUUUCUAGACCUUCGUAAGAUAACCACUUGAUUUUGUGAAUCUGAUUCUUUGUAAUUUGUCUUCAGAGCAGCCUUGCUAGCAUACCUUGUGGAGUAUUUGUAUUUCUGUGAACAUACAGCCAAUCACUUUCUAGGCUUAGUUUUUUCUGUGUGCUUAGUUUUAAAAACACAGUUCAAAGAAAAAGUCAAUUAUAUGGUGUGACUCAAUCUUUCAGGAGACUUCCUAGUCACAUUUUGCUGAUCUGGUUUCUGUGCUUGAGGAGACAGCAUGUGUUUUUAUGAGUUCAAACUUGUGACUUGAAGUGGCAUCAACAGAAAACACUUGAACUAUGUUUUACUCCAAUUGUAGCUACAUUUUUGCCCUGGCAUUUACUGAUUUUUUUUUUUUAAUUAUUUUUAUUUUUUCCCCUGCUUCCCUGUGUGAUUAUCAGUCUGCAGUGAAAAUUUGAUCAAAGUUGAUGUUGUAUUUUGUUAAGCUCUGGCAUGCUUGAUUUUUUUGUAACUACAAUCUCCUCAGCAAAAUGUGAUGUUUUUGUUUUAAUCUUUCAAACUAAGAUAGUGCCCAGAAAUGUUGUGCAUGUUUCCUGCUGUUUUCUUCACACCCUCGUAUAUAUCACCUUCACCUCUCUGUUUUCUAUAGUUUGUGCAAAAACUGAGCAAUUUAAUGGGUUUCAAAGGUAUCCUUUAAAUUGGUGGGUUUGGUAUGGCAAAUAAUCUGAUCAGAAGCCACCUGAGGGCAUCUACCUGUGCACUUAGACUGUCUGCCUGACAGAGCACCUGGACCUUGCUCAUCUCCAGUGCUGUCAGAAGCUCUGAGGGUGCUUGGUUACACUGUUCCCCUAGUGGAACUUCUGGUGGAAGGGGAUAGCUGAGAGCAGGAAGGUGGGGGAACUCACAGUAUUUCUGUUUCCAAAGCUAUCUGAAGCUAGGGCUCAUUUCAAACACUGAGCAUUUUGUACAACUCAGGGCACAUUUCUGUGAAGUCCAGCCCAAAUCUAAUACAAUACCAUCAGUCAGAGUUUGGUGGCAGGAUUCUGGAAGGAUCUAGGUAAGCUCAUGAAAUAAAGUGUUUCAAAUAUCCCAGAGAAAGCACUUGUAACACUGGUCCUACAACUGCUGGCUCUUUUCCCAAACGACAAGCACAAUACAACAGCCUCUGAAGCUGUUACCUGAACAGGGUACCAUCCCCAGCUGUCUUUUCAAGGGCCUUAGCUGGGGAAUCUCUGCGGAGAUUUUUUAGUUUUUGUUUAGUUUUUAAUUGGGUAAUGAGCUGAGCAGUUUUUCUGGCUUGCAGGAUGAACUAGAACAGGUUACUGCUCUCUGGGUAGCAGGCUUCCCCUGCCCUACAUACCAUCUGCACAGGUAGAAACUGGGAAGUAGCUUCUAGAUGAAGGCACCUGAAGAGUGUGUGCUGUGAUGAAGUUUCAGUCAGAAGCAGCAGCAAGCUAGUGUAGGUAUCUUAACAGUUGAAAUAAUGUGAAAUGGAAUUCCAGAAGGGUUUUUGCUGAGAAAACAAGUGGAGUUUGAUUGGAUAGAAAUCUUAAUUUUGUCCAGUAUUUGGGAUAAUGUAAAGAUGCAAAGAUUGUUUUCUAUCCUCCUAAGUUGGUUGAGGAUACUGUAUUCUCACUAGGUAUCAACCAGAUUUGUGUAGACAGUCCUUAAUCUGCUUACAAAAAAGAACAAUUUGAAUAUGGUACAUGUACCUGGGAGUGAAUCGUGAGGCUGAAUGAAAAAGGGUAGGGACCCGUUAAUUUGGGAAGUAGAGUUGGGGGCUGGCUGCUGUUAGUCCCACAGUCUGAAUGCACAGGGCUGUGUGCUGGGGGGCGCUGAUACCCUGCAGUGGAUGGAGGAACUGCCAGUACGUUUCUGUACGUGUGCAUUUGGUUCCGUAAGGAACCUUGGGGGAAGCCUGUGGAAAAAUAUCUGAAGAAAACCAAAAUGCCAAAUGUUGGGUGUUUCUUUCCUUUCUUCUUUCCUUUCCUUCCUUUGGUUGUUUUAAUUGUUCUGUGGUGGUUUUAAUGGAUUUGAGACAGUGGAGCAGCAGCUGCCUUUCUGAUUUUUGGCUGCUUUUUGUGAAUAAUUUAAAAAGAAAAUUUACAUUUUGGAGACAAACCUGUGGGCUUUUUUAUUGGUACAAACAUUGUAUUUAACACUAGGGGUUUUGUACAGUUUUUUGCCUUUUCUACUAGAAAACAAUGUAAAGUGAUUCACAAUGUGACGAGAAAACAAAUUGCCACUAUGACCAAAUGUAGAGUCUGUUCUGCAGUUAACGGGAUUUAAUCAACUCGAAGUCGUGGUUCAGUCGUAGAAAUGCUUUUCUUUACCUUGUUUGAGCUGUUCCUUUUUUUCUUGUUUUGAUUUGCAAAACAAAAUGUCUUUUUGUGUGAAAUUGUGUUGUACUCUGUAGAGAAUUACAGAUUUUACUUUAAUGGUUUAAAAAGCAGAGGAGCGCGUGUUGCUUUUCUGAUCUGAUCACAGAGUUUGUGUAGUGGAUUUAAAAAUGAAAAGAUUUGUUACAAGUUUGGAACAAGCGAGUAUGUGUUAAAGGAAUUUUCUUCCUUUUGUGUGUGUGUGUGGUUUUUUUUCUUUUUGUCCCAAAGGGCAACUUAAAGCUGUUUUAAUUGCACAGACACACCGACAACAAGUCAUUUUGUAUAUGCCAAGUGUGGUACCUUCCUUUGUUUAUUUGCUAUUAAACUGUUUGAGAAGAG
Parus major (Great Tit) is the source of this 10376-nucleotide messenger RNA. RefSeq names its product CUGBP Elav-like family member 1 (gene CELF1). The transcript is spliced from 14 exons. Gene Ontology annotation, biological process: regulation of alternative mRNA splicing, via spliceosome; mRNA splice site recognition. Lineage: Eukaryota; Metazoa; Chordata; Aves; Passeriformes; Paridae. The record is from RefSeq and is a predicted model, not a curated record. Gene Ontology annotation, cellular component: ribonucleoprotein complex; nucleus; cytoplasm. Gene Ontology annotation, molecular function: mRNA 3'-UTR binding. Bases 139 to 1608 code for a protein of 489 amino acids.